Girardinichthys multiradiatus is the source of this 1227-nucleotide messenger RNA. RefSeq lists its product as uncharacterized. The record is from RefSeq and is a predicted model, not a curated record. The coding region runs from base 162 to 938 and encodes 258 amino acids. Lineage: Eukaryota; Metazoa; Chordata; Actinopteri; Cyprinodontiformes; Goodeidae. The transcript is spliced from 3 exons.
GGAAAACCCUACAUGCUUUGAAUGAAACAGUAACUUAAGCAGAGUAACAAACAACUACUUUUUGAAACACACCGAUCACAAACAACGUAUACAGUGUUGCUGACAGCCCGAGUGCUCAUCAUUUCACACCUUCGCCUUUGUUUUGCCGUUUCGAUCGUUUCAUGCCCAACGUAUUUCAGGAACUGAAGAUGUCUGGAAAAACCGCAUGUUUCUGUGUAGCCCUGCUCCUAACCCUCACCUCAGCAUACGCAGCACGGAAAACUCUCAACUCCAUCAGUGAGGUAAAAAAUUGUGUUCCUCAGCCCACCAACAUCUUAGAGCUGCUUCGCUGGUUUGCCAACAUAGUUAAUAUUGAUAAUUACGGCACCAUCCAACUUACUUUCAACCCAGACUCUGAUUAUGGUUCACAUUAUUACGGCAAUUUCCAAAACAUGUUGGAUCGAUCUUCUUGGGGGUACAAAUACUACACAGUUGGUAACAUCCAUAAAGACUCUUCAAAACAGCUCCCUCCUUAUGUAGUUCAAGCCAGGAGAGGAAGCAUUGGAUGGAACAGAGCUCGGAUCAUAUUUAGCGCCACGGAAUGCAACGGGAUAUGGAAUAUACGACAAGUCUACAUCACACAGCAUUAUGACACUCCUAGAAAUAAUGGCACUAAUUAUGACCCAGAACACACAUAUGAGAUCACUACCAACCUUCUACGAGAAUUCAGACGACGGUCCGUUUUAGAAAUCCAACAGGGUGCCACUGUUUCUCAAAGAAGCAACUAUGGAAACACGUCUACUCAUCUACAAGGAUCCUACUACUCUUACCAGAACACCUACGUACCUCAGUCUUAUUCAAGAACAACUGAUCAAGAUAACCUGGGCACUAUUUGUCUUGUCCUGGCAGUGUGUAUUAUUGUUAUUUUCUUGAUUUUCCUAACAAAUGUAAAUAAAUAAAAUAUCAGCAGUUAUGUUCCCAGAAACCGAUCACACCUAACAGUAGAAGUGGUGCUUUUAAACAUCAAUGAUAAAAACAGACAAAAUGUUUGAAAAAAUAAAAAAAAUCAAGCAAUAUCUUUCUGAGUAAAUGUGCUUUUGAUUGUCUUGUGGGUGUGAUGGGCAUUACAAUUGUUAAGAUUGAAAAUGUGUAUUGCUGGAACUGCGUUUUUAUAUUAUGUUUACUCAGUGGUUGAGCUGCUUUCCCCCCUCCCAAUGUAAACUGGAUGCAAUAAAGCGAAACAAGCCA